UUUUUUAUUUUUGUAAUUUAAUUUUAUUUUAUUGGUUUUACGUUCUUAUAGAAGAGAAGCCGUAUGGAAAAUAAUACAUUUACAUUUCAUGUUCUUUUGCCAGAGAACAUUGAAAGAAAUGGGCAGCCCGUAGUUCUUGGCAAUGUAAAAGAAUUAGGAUACUGGAAAAAUCCUAUCGUAAAACUUCGUCAACUAUUUCCUCAAAAUCUAACAUAUUGGAAAUCCGAUCCAGUUACCAUUUUGGUAUCAAAUUUUGAAAAAAUUCAAUAUAAGUAUGCUAUUUAUACGUCUAAAUCUAAGUUAUUUGGAGGAGAAGAAAAAAUUGAAUUUGAAGGAAUUGAUGCUCAAGACAAUCGCACAUUGAAUAUUGGGAUAAAUGAUCACUUUGAUAUAUGGAAAAUACGUGAAUUUGCUUUUGUAGACUAUAUUUAUGAUUCUAUCGAGGCUAAUAACUUUAAAGACAAAGUUGUGGACUAUCAACGUUUAUUAACUCUUCACAAUGAUCUAACGAUACGCACGUCAAAUCCAGAAUUUAUUAUCAAUCGAAUUAAUAAUAACCUUAAAGAAAAACGGUUAUUCUUAUGUAUUCUCUUAGGGUAUUAUAUUUCAAAAAGAGAGGGCUCUCCUUAUAAAUUACCAAAUAAUUUCCCAUCCAACUUAUUACUUAAUACACUUGAGAAUUAUAAGCAAGAAAUUUUACCUUUAGACACUAAAGAUCAAAUGUAUACUGCUAUCAUAACUUUAAUCAAGCAUAAUGCUUUUCAGAUGAAAUUUGAUUGGCUCAUUAUUUUUAAAAUUAUGAUUGAAGUUGAUCCCAAUUGUACUUUUAUUAAGCAUUUGAAAGUUUUAAAAUAUUCUGAUGAAAAUUUAGCAAAAUUUAUUGAAGAAUGUAAAAUCAUUAAACCUUAUAUUAAAAACAUUAAAUUAGAAUCUUACGUUGAAAUUGCAAAGUGGUUGAUCCAGUUAUGUCAUAAUAUGGACUCUCUUUUUAAACUUUGGGAUGAUAUUUUUUUACAUAAUAAUGAAUUUGAUGAAAGUGUUUCUAAAUGUUUUACAGAACGUGUUCGAGCAAAUAUUUCUCAUGAUGAAGCUGUUGCUUUAGAACGCCACUUUAAAAGGCUUCCGAAAGAUUAUAGAGACCGUGUCUCUGAAAUUUUCCGAGAUCAAGUUAUAUUUUUACUUGAAAGUCCAAAUAGAAAGUGGACAUACGAAAACAUCAAUGCUAUUAAAAAGUUACUUCAUGACAAUAGUCUGAAUUGGCACAGAGAUGAAUUUAUUCAGUCAUUAGAGCUAAUAUCUCAGUCACAUACUUUGGAAUUAUUGAAUAUAUUUCCAGAAAUUUUAGACGAUUGGUUCCGUAGUGAUUUUUCAGAUAUCAAAGAGAAAAAGAUACCAAAAGUUUGUGCAAUUUGGUUUAAAAAUCUUUUACGAAAGCUUGAUGCAAACACAAGCAAUAAAAAAUUGACAAAUAAUAGCAAUUUUAUUUUUUCGGUAUUUCAACAAUUAGAAAUUAUGCAUCCAUUGCUUGGUCAAAGGAUUAAUAUUUGGCGAGAUUUAACAGCAAUUGCAAAAGAUAGAGUGAAGAAUUGUUUAGAAAAUCAAAUCUUUUCUGCAACAAAAUUAAUAGUACAAAUAAAGAAAGAUGAUGUUAAAGUGUUAUUUUUAGAGAUAGUAAAAGACAUAUUAAAUAAGUCUACUCUACAAACUCAUGAUCAGUUGUUAAACAAGAUACACAUUAUUUGCGAUUGCAAAAUAACCAAGAAUCUAGGCGUUCCAAAUAUGAUGAGCGAAGAUAUUUUAUAUUAUAUUAUGAAUAGAUUACAAAAUCAAUCGACCGUAUCCAGCGCUAAAGAACAUUAUUUGAAUAUUUUAAAGGCUAGUAAAUUUUGGAAUAUUAUAUUACGCGCUACUGGAAGCGUCGCAAAACUUAACUCAAAUCCAUUUGUUAAAAAUAUUAAAACGUCUAUUAACGAACUUGCUGGAUUUCUUCAUGAGAAAACUAUUGAUAUCCAAUUAUUGCAACAAAUUUUAGAAUAUGAUGACGAAUAUCUAUUUCGACAUUUUGAUGCGGCUGUUGCUAAGAAGAAAGCAUUAGGAGAUCAUGUGUUCAUUUCUCGAGAUGAAAUUGCAAAAUUUAGAAAGAUAUGUAAUAAUUAUCAAAUUCAACUCGAUAUUCUUUCCAAAUUUUAUAACGGAUUUUGUCCAAACGAUAAAGUAACAGAUGUAGCUGAUUAUAUUCGAGAUGUAAAACAACAUUUGCAAAAUUUAGAUAAAACAAAGGUGAAACAAGUGCUUUUAUCAGAUCAUUUGGCAAUCCAUGAGAAAGCUAUGGACAGUGCAAGAAAUUGCUACAAAUUUAAUCGAUCCCAAACUUUUCGAAAUAUCUUCGAUUCUUGUAUUGAGAAAGACGCUGCAGCAAUAAACGUAGAGUACAUAGCACAAAAUUUAAUUCCAAUCGUUUUUGAAAAAUAUAAUGCUAUGUGUAAACAACUUAAGGAUUGGGAAAAGCUCAAAUGUUCAGAAGUAUCUUUGCUUUGGAAUAAUGUUACUGAUGUUAGUGCAGAGCUUGAUUUGAUGGAAGGUCAUGAAUUCUCUAAAAGUCAAAGAUUUGUGCAGACCCUUGAUCAUCUUUCAAAAAUUUCUCGUUGGGUCCAACGACUUGAAGAACUAGAAAGAGUCAUGGAAAUUUUCAAAGUACCAUAUAAUGAUGACGAUUGGCUAUCAAAAUCAAUUCGUAUUUUAAAAGAUGGUUCCUUGAAACUUGACUCCAUGAAUAAUUUUUUCGAUCAUCUUGAUAGGAAUCUUUCUAAUGUCGAUCAAGAUUGUUGGAAAUUGAUAAAAGAGUUGUCAAGCGCUAAAGAAUUUUUGAGUUUCUUAAAGAAAAUUGCUGAACAUGAUAUUAAAAAUCUGAUUAAUGGUGUGGAUGAUCAUUCGGAUGAAAAAUUAAUUCAAGAGGACACUGUUUCAUCACUCAUCCAAGUUAAACAAUUUUUAUUUCCUCUUAUGAAUAAAAAUAUGGAAGCUAUUUCUGAUUUGUUGAAAGAAUUAUUAAAUGUUAUUAAGAAGAACCAUACCUUAGGAGAGAAGAUUGCAUUAUGUAACAGUAGCAAUAUGGCGCUGCAAAAUAUGUACAAUAAUAUUCAAAAUCGUGGAGAAGUUACUAAGGAAAAGAUUAAGAAUGCUGUACUUAACGGAACUUUUACAUUUACACGUGACCAAAAAGAAGACAAAUGCUUAGUUUCUUUACGAUAUCCCUCUAAAUCUAAUUUGAAAUAUAAUUUAAACGAAAUUUUAAAUUUACGUGGACGGGCCCUUUUGAUUGCAAAACAGAAAAAUAUGGUUAUGAUAAAUAGCAAAGAAGCAGAAAUGUCCAAAGACGUUAUGGAUAAAUUUAUUGCCCAAGCUGAUAUUGCACUAGAAAUAAUUAACUUAGUAACCUUGCUAAUACAAGUGGGACAUUUUGAUUAUAUAAAAUUUGAAAUUAAAUUGCAAGGGAUAGAUUAUAUGAAAGAUUAUCUGAAACUGUUAAAAGAAGAAUUUAAAAAUUGGCAAGAUAUAAUAGAUCGUGCGCAGGAAAUUUGUUAUUAUUUAACGUUCUUUACUGCUCGUCAUGUAUUGUCAUUUUAUGAUUAUUUCACAUCGGAAAAAUCAGAUGAAGAAAAUGAAGAGGAAUGCAAAAUAUUGAUUAGAUUUGUAAACAGCAAAGCUCAAUUGCCAUCUCAUAAGGAUAUUCAAGGAAUUUCACGCGAAUCUAAAGAUUAUUUCAAAGUUCUUUGCGAAAUUGGAAAUGGAUUAGAAAAAAUUUUUACGAGUAUUCCAAAACAAUCACGUAAACUUAAAGCGACUGGACAAGGCAUAAUUAUAGAUCUAGUUAGGAAGGGUGAAUUAUUUGUUGCUUCUUAUACUGACAAAACACGAACUCCAAAUAUUAUCAUGUCAUUAUAUGCUAAUUAUGGAUCUUAUCCCGAACCGUGGCAACUUUUGAUAUGUACUACUUCAACUACGAUGGAAGAAUUAGCAAAUUUCAUAAGAAGAAGUUUAUUCGCAUCGAAUAAUGGAUAUGAAAAUUGUUUAUUUUGUAUUGCAAAUUUGGAAUCGUUAGAUAUUGAAUUACAAUAUUAUUUAGUAGACUAUGUUAAAGAAAUGCAAUUGAAAUAUACAAAUGAAAGUUACCUAUUGGCACUUCUAUGUUGUCAACAAACUGGAAGUUCCAAUUAUAUUUUAGAUCAUUGUUCUUUAGAAGUUCAAGAGAUUAACGAAUUAAAUGCAGCAACAUUGCGGAAAGUUUAUCAGGAAUUAAUUUCAAAUAUAACGUGUGUUUCUUCCGAUUUGUCCGGCCAAGGGAAAACCGAAUGGAUUAAAGAAUCUAGCUAUUCUAAACAAAAAAUUCCGUUUAGUUUUUUAAUUUGCGAUAAUAUGGACUUUAGAUAUCUUGUAAAUAAACUUAAAAAAUGCAAUCUUACACAUGCACAAAGCUUACAUAUCAAUAUUUUAUCAACCGACUGUCCUGAAGAUGUGAAUUUAUUUUUAUUUGAAUUAUUGGCAUUUAAAGUAGUUUUACAUGAUAGUGUAAUAGUUUCAAUUCCUGAAACUUUUAUUUUUAUUGAAAUAGCUUCUUCAAUAAAGCAUAAUUUGCUUAAUAUUCUUGCUAUUGUAAGUUAUUUACCUUUUAAACAUUUAUCUUGGAAUAUCAAAGACUUUAAAGUAUCUCAAGAAAUAGCAAGUUCGAUUCAAGUUGUUUGCCACUUUUUGAAUUUAUAUGAUAAUAGAAAAAUUGAUACUGAAGAAAUUUUCUCUCAAGGAUUAGAAUUUAUCAAAGAUCCUUUAUCAGAAGAAGUAUGUCAAAAUCUUAUUAUGAAAUAUAUUUUGAGUGGAAGUGACAGAAUCAAAUUGUCGUUUAGGCAUAUUGAGAUUUGUGUCAAUAUUUUAGCGGAUCAAUUAAUUAAAUUCUCAUCAAAUCUCACAAUAAACAAUUCGGAAUUAUUAAAAAAGUUGGGAGAGACUGACGCUAAUAACGCUUAUAUCGCUAAUAUCAGAUCAACAUUAAUUGAGAUAUUAUUAAAUACCUUAAAAGAUUUGGUAAUCCAAUCUAUUAAAGCAAAUGAUCAGCUUAAAUCUUUAACCUUUGAAUAUGAAAAUGAGAUUAUUCAACUUGAUAAAUCGAACAUUUAUAUGUUUUUUUUUAAUUCUCAAGAAUUCCCCUUAAUAUUAUAUUAUGACAAGAAUAAAGUUCCUGAUAACAUUAAAUUAUUGCUAGAAAGUCAGGUACCUCCGGAAGAUCUGGAAUCUCUAGAUAAUUAUUUUGUUGUUGAUUACUAUAUAAAGAAAGUGAUCUCAAUUCUUUUAAGAACAAGUUUUAUUGCCAAAUUUGAUUGUAAAGUUCAAGUUCAAUUCUUGUUUCUUAAUCUUCAUGCUGGAAUUGAAGAAGAAACCAUUGUGAAAUUUAUGAAUGAUGCUUUGAAGAGAGCAGAAAAAGGUGAAACUUGGAUAUUAUUUGAUGAAAUAAAUACAUGUAAUCAUUUAGGAUUACUUGCAGACUUAAUAUCUAAUAAAAAAUUUAAGGAUAAGCCUAUACAUCCAAAUAUUCGGUUAUUCGCUACUUGUAAUCCAUGCCGUUUUCGUACAGGAAUUCAAAGUGAGGAAAGUAAAGACAAAAGAUAUGAUGAAAACCAAGUUAAACGACUUCCUGAUCAAAUAUUUGAUUAUGUUUGCGACUAUGGUAUUCAGAAUCUACAAGAUGAAACCGUAUUCAUUGCCGGUAUGGUUUAUGAUGAAUUAAAUGUAUUUGUAAAACUUAUAUUUGCCUCUCAAAAAUUCAUCCGCAAAGUUAAGGGACGAUAUAGUGUGAGCUUACAUGAUGCUGAACGAGCUAUUAUAUUGGUGAAAUUCUUUUAUAAUUCUCUUCAGAAUCGUCCUGUUUACAGGAAAGGACAUACUUAUCCACCACCUGGUAAUCCAACAAUAAUGACUAGAUCUUAUGUUUUGGCACUCAGUCUUUGCUAUCAUUCUCGGUUAUAUGAGCAAGAUUUACGUAAACAAUAUUGUUAUGAAAUGGAACAAAUAUUGCGAAAUCACGAAAUUUAUAUUGAAGAAAAUAUGUUUUCUAAAAUUAUACGUGAAGAACAGGAGGACUAUAUUAACAGGAUUCAAUGUCUGCCUAAUACGGCACAUAAUGAAGCUUUAUUAGAAAAUGUUUUAGUCAUGAUCGUGUGCAUUUUGACAAAAAUCCCCUUGUUUCUUAUAGGAGCAUCUGGCUCUUCAAAGUCUUUGGCAAUUCGCCUAAUAAAUUCGAAUUUACGUGGAUCUGAUUCGAAUGAUAAAUAUUUUAGAACGUUACCACAGAUUUACUUAAUUCCAUAUCAAUGCACUUCGUCUUCAACUUCAGAUGGUAUAAUGAAAGUUUUUGAUAAGGCAAAUAAAUAUCAAGAAACGACUUCCAAGCAAUUUCCCGUUGCUAGUGUUGUUUUACUUGAUAAUGUUGGUUUGGCCGAAACAAGUCCUUUUAAUCCAUUAAAAGUACUUCAUUCUCUGCUUGAACCAAGCCACUCACCAACUGUUUCGGUGAUUGGGAUAUCUAGUAAUUGGCGUCUAAAUAAUAUUAAAAGUAGUCGCGCAUUAAUUGUUCAAAGGCCACAAACUAAUUUAGAUGAUUUAGUCGAUACUGCUGAAUGUUUAUUAAAUACAAGAGUUAUUGGACAUGGACAGAAAGUUGCAUUAGAAUUUUUAGCUAAGGCAUAUUCAAAUUUUGAAAAAUAUGAUCAAGCUUUGUCUAGCUUCCACGGACUUUGUGAUUAUUAUGCAUUGGUUAAACGGCUUUCAAUAAACGAAAUGACUCCGGAAAAUAUUCAAAUGGCAUUAGCCCGUAAUUUUGGAGGAACACAAAAUCACGUCAAAUUAUGCGAAAAAUAUUUUGGAAAUGUCCUAGAAAUACUUAAUAAUCAUAAUUCAUGGCCAUAUAAACAAAUUCCAAUCAAACAACUAAUUGAUUCAAAUUUAAAUGAUUCAGAUGCACGUCAUUUAAUGGUUAUUGGUAAAAGUGGUUCAAUUGUAGAUUUGUUAACUUAUCAUUUAAGAAAAAGAAAUUUGGAUUCAGUUGUAAUUUUAGGAUCACAAUUUCCUAAUGAUCGGGAUGAUUACUCUUAUAAUGUUUUAAAUAGAAUAAUAAUGUGUGUCGAAACAGGCAGAUUAUUGAUAUCAACAGAUUUAGAAAUUAUUUAUGGUAAUCUUUAUGAUUUAUGGAAUCAAAAUUAUAUUGAAGUAAAAGAGAAGGAAAAGAUUAAUUACUUUACACGUGUUGCACUUGGAGCCUAUGCUUAUCCUAUGUUUUAUGUUUCGCCAAAUUUUAAAUGCAUUGUUGUUAUGGAUGAGAAUAAUUUUGCAUCAGUCGAUCCUUCGCUUCUUAAUCGAUUUGAAAAACAAAAAUUAUCGAUGAAUGACAUGCUUGAUGAUAGACAAAAGUUGCUUGUAAAAUAUUUAUACAAUUGGACAAAUCAAAUUACAACUUUGGUUAAAGCUAAUAAUUCGAUGACUGGCUUACAUAAUAGAUUCACUCAAGAGGAUUUAUUCAUUGGAUUUGAUAAAGAUGAAACUUUACAAAGUUUAAUAUUUCAUAUUACUAUUAAUAACCCUGAAGCUAAUGAUAAUGAGAUUUUAGAAAAAUGCAAAGAAACACUAAUUGCAAUAGCAUCUCCUGAUGGAAUUAUAAGAGCAGAAUUAUCAAUUUUAGAUCAAGAUGAAGUUGAUCGAUGGAAAUAUGUUUAUUUCAAACAACAUCAUCACAAUGGCCUUUCCAAUUAUUUUGACGCUUUAUUUGAUCAAGAAAAAUUAUCUGCGGAUCCUAUAGGACAAUUAGUAAUUAUAAACACAUUUUCUAAGAUAAAUAUAAAUUUUAAAUCUUGUUUACAAGAUUAUUUAAGAUGCCAAGUGUAUAAUUUAUCGACCAUUAAGACCGAAGUUCAAAUAACAAAUAUAGUGAAAAAUUUCUUUUUUGAAUCAAACGAUAAGGUUUUAAUUCUUCAAUGCGAUAUUAAUAUUAUUGAUACCAAAUGUAUCAAAUUAUUAAAGUACAUUAUUGAACAGUUUCGAAAUGAAUUUUUGGCUAAGAAAGAGAAGUGUGAAUCAAAUAUGCAUAUUAAAUACACAUGUAUAAUAUUUCAUAUUCAACGAGAUCAUGAACCAAGCUUGAUAACAUCUAACUUUAUUUGCGGAUGGAAUAGAAUUACUAUUGAAUCUUUAGAACCACCGGAAAUACCAUUAAUAGAUCUACUUGACAAAUCUUUAUAUGAUAUAAUUAAUUCGGAACUUUUUGAUAAGAUAGUUAAUUCAACGAUGCCAUUUGAAAGAAUUUUAGAGGAAUUAUUAUUGCAAGAACAUUAUCAUUCUAACGAAAGUCAUAUGGACCCUAUUAGAAUAUUAAGGAAAGAAAUUUUAAAUGACUCACAUAUCAUAAAAUGUAUUAAAAUAAAAACAUUUGAAUGGAUUUUAAAGAAUUACAAAAAUUGGCAAUGUGAAGCAGCUCUAAAUAAUAAGGAUUCAUCAAUGUUUACUUGUUUUUCAAUAGCACUACAAAAUUAUUUAAAAAUAAUUAUCAAGCAUACAAUUUAUAAGGUCUUAUAUUCAAUUGAAAAAUUACCGGAAAUUACAAGAAUUUUCGAUAAUGAAAGUAAUGAGUUUAAAAUGGAAAAAGUAGUUCAUAUAUGGAAACAAUCCUUUAUUGAUAAAAUAGUUAAUAUUGAUUAUUUAUUGGAGUUAAGGUUAUCAAUAUUUUCAUCCGAUAUAGUUAAUGACCUUGAAUUUCCUUUUUCAUUUUAUUUUCUAAUUAAUUGUUAUAGAAGGUAUUAUCUUGAAGAAUUGGAUAUAUUAACACAAGACUCCGAAAAUAUUAAAGAAUUAAUUGAGGACCAUAUCGAAGAUUUUAGAAAUAGCUUGAUUUUUAUUCAUCCAAAUUUUGACAAUUUGCAAAAAUGCUCAGAAUUAUACUACAAUGAAUUUAUUAGAAUUAUUUUAUCAACUUAUUCUAUAAAAUUAGCUAGUAAAGGAAAAUUGGAUUUUAUUUUUAGAUAUUUAAUUGGAGAUAAAUUUGCUGAUGAUCCAUUUAUUCUUCAUAUUUAUUGGUGGAAGUAUGCAACAGAAAUUUUAAUUCAAUUGAAACUAGUUGAAACAUUUCCAGAUCUUAUUACAAAAGCCCAGAAUGAUUUCAUUGUAUAUGGAAAACUUUAUCAGUAUCUUUUCAAAGAAUCAAUUAACUCGAUCUUACAAAAUAUAUGUGAUGGUAAACUAUGGAAACAAGAUAUGAAUGUCAUUUUAUCAAUAUAUGAUUGUAGAAUUGAUGAUUCAAAGAAUCCUUCGAAUUUGCACUUAUUAUUUUUAUGUAACGAUUUAUUAAAAAUUGGUUUAAUUCCAUUAGAAAAAAUCAAAGAAAUUAUUAAUUUAGGAAAAUCCGCCAAAAAGCAAGAAUUUAUUACAACUGAAAUUAUCAAUUUAGUAUUUAAUAAUUUAGAUAAUAACAAUAAUGUAAUUUCUAUUACAUCAUUCGUUACGAGAAGUCUUAAAUUUAUUUCUUUGGAAUCAGAAAUUCGGUUAACUCUUUAUAGAAAUAUAUUUUCACAACUUUCUUUUAAACUGAUGAAUAAUGGUAUAAUUGAAAAAAUAUUUAAUAAUGAAAUUCAACAGAAUGGACAAAUAUUCUUUAUAUUAAUUAAGAACCCUGAAAAAGCUUUACAACUAUCACUUAGAUUGAAAACUAUUAAUGAUAAUAUUAAAGACAUCAACUCGAAUAUGGCUGAGUCUUGCUGUGAAAUAAUUCAAACAAUUUUCAAUAAAUUUGAAUUGAAUGAAUUUCUUCCAUGUUUUAUGAAUUCAAUCAAUUUACUUAUGAAGCAAGAAAAUUUGCCUUUGCAACAAAUAACUUCAAUUGCAUUUCUGAAAGAGUUUAUAAAUAAAUACUGGAAGAAUUAUUUUCAAGAAGAUAAUUCUUUAUCCAAAUCACUAAUCAAUGAAAUUAAUGAUGUUAUGAAAAUUAGUGGCUAUUUAUUUAUCCAAUCGAUGCAAACUUAUUUUAUACUGAAUUUGUAUAAACAAAAUUCUUUUGAUAUAAAACAAUUUAAAAUAUUAAUGCAAGAAUUUUUAUGCCUUGAGAAUGAAGGUUUUAUUGAAAUGGAAAUAAUUAUCAAUAUGAAAAUGAAUUUACUUCCUAAACUUUGGAAGCCAGUUAGAAAAGUAGAUUUUAAAGAUUUAUAUACUUUUUAUAUUGCAAACUUAAAUGAAUAUCCAUUUCUUUCAGUAUUUUUUAAACAUUAUAAUAGAUUAAAACUGAUUAAGUAUCUAUAUCCAAUUAUCAGAUUUGUGAAAAUUCUAAACUCUAAACUUGAAUAUCAUUUAACUAGAAAAGCAGCUCAAAUUAUGACAUUUCAUGAAUUUAUUAAGAAAGAAUCAGUUGAUGAUAGUGAAUAUAUUAAUUUAAAAUCUUUAUUUGAAGAAUUUGCUUUUAGCUGGAAUUCUGUUAUUAGUCAUAUUAAUCAAUAUCAAUCUAAAGAAUUUCUUUUAGAUAAACCAUUUAUGACUCUUGACGUUCCUGUAAUUUUUGGAUUGGUUGAACAAAAAAAUAGUGGAAUUUAUUUAUGUGUAAUUGUGGAAUUUUUAAUUAAAUUACAUAAUGAAUUCUUAAAUGAUGUUAUGGCUAUUCCAAUUGAAAAAUGUAAAAGUCUUAACUUUAUAAAAGAUUAUUCUUUGAAUUAUUUGAAUUCUAAAACACAUUUUAUUAUUUCAACAGUAGUGCAAGCACUAGAUAUUAAUUUUAUUAAUUAUAAAUGGAAUGAUAAAAUUUUAAAGUAUAAUCAAAAAAAUCUGGAUUUAAAAAACGAUAUUAAUUACAUAUUUGAUUUACAAAAAAUUGAAAUGAAAUUAGCAAAAAAAUUGGUUUUUAACAAAGUUUAUUUUGAAAUGGAGAAUAAUCAGUCUUACUUGAAAAAUUUUUCAUUCAAGCAUGAAUUAUUUUAUAAUUUUCCAGGAAUUCUUUUUGAUAUCAAAAAAAUCUUACCACAGGAACCUAUUUUGGCAGAUAAAAUGUUAGUUAUAUCUGCAAUGUUUCAACAAUCAAUAAUUUUAAAUAGUUCAUCAAAUUCAAUUAAUUUAUUUGAAUUACUAUUACUUUUUGAAAUUAUUCUUUGUUUUAUUAAAGAAUUAUUGGUUAAAAAUAAUAAUAUACUUAUUUUAGAUUUCGUUAAUCAAUGGUUAAAAUUAGCCAAAUAUAAUAUAACAUCUAUAAAUAUACUUGAGGAAUUUUCUUUAAAGCAUAUUAUUGCAUUUUAUGAAUUAAUUGAAGAACAAAUUGCUAAUUCUGUAAUUCAUGAUAUUGAUGAUAAAUUUAAAAUUCCAUUAACACAACAAUUAAUGGAUUCAAUUAAUAAUAUCAUAGAUUAUGAUAAUUCAGAAGAUCAAAAUCAACAACUUAUUCCUGCUAAAGCAUUUAUUCUUGCUUUAAAAAGAUUCAUUUAUAGAUUUUUAUUAAUUGAUUCAAAUAUUGAAAAUAUGAUCUUGUAUAUAUAUUUUUUAGAUUUUACAUUAAAUUUAUGGACUAGUGAUAUAAAUAGGGAAUUAAUUAAAAAAUUAUUUCCUACUUGCUUAUUAGUAUCUCAUGCUUAUAAUAGUUAUGUAUAUUUACAUAAUAAUGAGAAAACAACAAAUAAAAGGCAAAAGAAAAGCUUUGCAUCCACAUCUUCAACAACUAGGAAAACAUUAAUUAAGAAAUAUAAAAAAUUUACAGAUUAAAUAUUAUUAGUUUUAGCUUUUAAAAUAAAAAUAUUAAAAAGCUGUAUCUAUUAUUAUUAUUGUUAUUAUUAUUGUUCUAAAUAAAUU
Messenger RNA from Rhizophagus irregularis DAOM 181602=DAOM 197198, 11856 nucleotides. Lineage: Eukaryota; Fungi; Glomeromycota; Glomeromycetes; Glomerales; Glomeraceae. The record is from RefSeq and is a predicted model, not a curated record.